UUCCUGCUUGUUUCACUUUCAGCUGACUUGUGUUUACAAAAUAUAAAAAAGUUUACGUGACAUUUGUUCAGUAAAAGAUGAAGUUUUUAUCAAUGGUUUAACUUGAAUUAGAAUGCAAUCCUCGGGUCUAAGUCAUACGCCGUACCCUUAUUUGUUAUGACAAAAGUUUUUUGAACUGCAGUUCUAGUCCCUAGUCUAGACAAGCACUUGUAAAAUGGAAUCUCAUGAUCAAGUACCACCACCUGAUCGCAAUGCUGAACCAAAAGACAGGUUGAAUAUUGUUUACAUUAUAUUUUAUGUUUUGGGAAUUGGUUCAUUGUUGCCAUGGAAUUUCUUCAUAACAGCCAAAGAUUACUUUGAAUUUAAGUUACGUAACACCUCUGUACCAGAAAAAGAUUACAAAGAUACAAGAUUCCAAACAGAGUAUCAGCUGAUCUUUGAGAGCUCUAUUGCUGUAGCCUCCAUGGUUCCUAAUCUUAUAUUUAAUUUUGUCACUGCAUUAUGUACUCAGCGGCUACCUUUAAAGUUUAGAAUGACUGUCUCUACGAUGAUUGUUCUUAUAAUGUUUAUAUUAACAGUCAUAUUUGCUAAGGACAAGAACACAAUACAUUGGCAAUCUGGAUUUUAUGCCUUUACUAUAGUCUCUGUUGUCAUAUUAAAUGCCUGUAGUUCAGUAUUUACAACGUCUUUGUUUGGAUUAGCUGGUGUAUUACCACACAGAUACAUGCAAGCCAGCAUGAGUGGACAGGCUGUAGGAGGUAUAUUUGCUGCUGUAGCCAAUUUAAUAACGAUAGCUGUAGGGACUGAUGUAUCUGAAAGUGCAUUCAUCUUCUUUUUAAUAGCCACAGGAUGGACUCUUAUAACAAUGCUAGGAUAUUUAUCCCUUUAUAGUAAUGAAUUUUCAAGAUAUUAUUUAAAUAAACAAGCAAAUAAAGCCACUGAAACUGUGACAGUUGGGGGAGACAAAUCUGUAAAUAAUUCAUAUAGUUAUGAAGACGAAAAUGAGAAAGAGCCUCUUAUUAAAGAUGAUGUCAUUAGUGAAAGUGUAGAAUUAAAGCCUUUCUCUUAUCACCAUGAUGUAUUUAAAAAGAUCUGGGUGGAGGGAAUUAGUGUAUGUUUGGUAUUCCUAGUGACACUAGCCUGUUUUCCUGCCCUGGCAUCAAGUAUACAGUCAUGCAAUAGUGGGGACUGGAGAUUAAAAUAUUUCACUCCUGUUAUCUGUUUCCUGUUAUACAAUGUUGGAGAUUGGACAGGAAGAUCUUUUACUGGAAUUGUUCAUUUUCCUCGGCCAAACCAGACGAAGUUGAUGUUAACAUUGUCUGUAAUACGUUUCGUGUUUAUACCUCUAUUGAUGUUCUGCAAUGUAAUGCCGAGACAUAAUACAACACUUGUGUUCAGUAGUGAUAUGUAUCCACUUGUGUUCAUCAUACUGCUGGGCAUUUCUAAUGGUUAUCUAAGUACACUGUGUGUUAUGUAUGGUCCCAAGAAGGUAUUCCCUCAGUAUGCAGAGUUUACAGGAGCUACAAUGUCUGUUUGUAUGACUGUUGGGUUAGCAUUGGGAUCAUUGUUUGGACUGUUACUAGUGAAAAUAGUGUAAAGUCUCCUGUGUUAAGUCAUGUGUCAAAUGUUUGUCUUGUUUUUUUUUAAAUGGUUUUCAUCAUUUGUCAAGCAUUUGGCACAUAUGACAAACAUUUUCCAUUGUGUGUCAAACAUUUGUUCUUGGUCUGUCAAGCAUUCUUAUAAAUUAUGUCCGGAAAUGAUUUGUACGAUGAUUUGGACAGUAGACAAACUGCAAUCAGGUCAUCUUUUCUUAACUGAAGAGGCUAUAAAGUCUUAGAGAUAUUUAAGCAUAAAGAAUGCAUGGUAUUAAGUUUACUUGUAUGUACCAGCAAAAAAAGGCAUCUUAUAUGAGUAAAGUUUAGUGUAGUGAUCAUUUUUAAAUUAAGUGCUUCCUUGAAUUAUAUAAAUAUUUACAUUUCUGACCUUUUUAUAUGGCUUUUAGAACGAAUAAUAACCAUCUCUAUAGGGAGGUAGACUAACUGGAGUCUCCAUAAAAAGCAAAUUGGAAAUUGUUGAAAAUGUUGGUGACUUGCACAUACGAACUGACUAACAAAUCAUGUGGUAUGAAAAAUAAUUUGACCAGGCCUUUAGCACUGGUGUAGUCAUAUUACCAUUUGUUUAAGUUAAUUUCUUAAUCAUAGAUGUAAUAAUUCAAGUUUUUAUUCUGCCAAUAGCUCAACUAAAUACUCAGGUUGUUUUGGUGUGUACUUUUAUAGUUUGAAUUUAUGUAAUAAUUACAAAAAUGUAUAAAUUAUAAAAUAUACAUCAUCUGAGGGUGCUUAUCUGAUUGGGUAUAUCUAAUUAACACCAUGAUAUUAUAGUUAAUGCACAAUGAUAGCAUUCAAUAAUAUAGAUGCGAGGUCUCCCUGGAAUUGAUCUUAUUUAAGGGUUAAGCAUGAUGAUAAAUGCAGAAUAUCCUAAAGCAUUUAUUUGCAUCAAAUUAAGAUAUUUAAUAGAUCUGAUAUCAUAUAUCACAGCUUUCUCUAUGUUAUCUAAAAGAAAUAUAUUUUGGUUUUCUCAAAGUUUGGGUUACCAUAUGACAUAUUCUCAUGUAUUACCCAUUAGAUAUUAAUUUAACAGCAUCAAGAUAGAUGCUUGCUCAAGCUUAUCAAAAUUAAGUGUCAUUUGUUUGGUACUUUUCAUACUCAAACUUAAUUUUUAUUUUGUUAUUAUAAUUAUUAUUAUUUUCUUCUACUUUAUAAUAUCCUACCAUUUUUUUGUUUUGGUUGAAAGAUCUCUGAGGUUUAUAAAAUACAAACCUUACAUAUAUACAAACUAUUUUUUGCAAAAGGAGACAACUCUUGAAAAUUCUUUAUUAAGGGGACAAAUUUAGCAAAUUCAUAGUUUCAGAAUCUAAUGCAUGCUGGGUAAAUUUGCAAAAACCUACCAAGAGUGUGUGAUGAGUUCAUGACAUACUGAACAAAAGAUAUCAAACUAAAAGUGUGUUGAUGUUGAUAUUUACAUUUUUGUAUGGAACAGUGGAAUUACCGAAAAGCCCUUUGGUUUCUUAAAUCGCAAAAUUUGUCUUCCUUUUAAAGAAAUUGCCUGAACUACAAUUAUAGUUUUCAUAACAAGUCAGAAUUUGAUAUCUCUUAAUAUCAACUCGAGUUUUUUAAUUUCAAUAUAAUAAUAAAGAGCCUCUGGUGAGUUUAUUUAUGAUUAAUAUCUAAAUUGAAUAACGAGAGUUGAUAUCAAGCGAUAUCCAAUUCUCACAAGUUGUUAAACCUAUUUUUCUUAUGGUCAACACUCUCGUUGUAUUUAAUUAAAAAUUCCACAAAUAGUUGAUCUAGUCUCUUGCACAUUCAAGUAUGACGUCAUAUGUCCUGCUCCAGUGUCAAACCUUAACAUCUGACAUUUUAAAACUUCAGAAUGUUAUAAAAUUUGACAAAAUGAAGAAUUUCUGUUGAAAAGUGUGAGUGUUUAAUUUAAUUUUGAAGAAAUCACAUAUUUCUGUUGCCAUGGACGAAAUAUACAUUGUCUUAACCUUUGCAAGUCAUCAAUGACCAAACGAAUAGCCAAUGGAAAUAUCGUAAUAUUGUCUCAUAAUGUUUGAUAAGCCAAUCAAAUUAAUGCAUAUUUUCGUAUCACUUUUUAGUUUCACACUCCCUACAGUGUGAUACGAGAAAUAUCUCUUCAUGCAAGAAAUAGAUAACAAGCCACAACUAUAAGAGAAAACUAUAAAGAGUAUGUUUCUUCUUAUAUAAUUACUGUAUAUUUCAUAGAUCUGUGAUAUAGUCAUCUGCCAAUAUAUUUAUAAUAAAAAAAGAUGUUAAUGAUUUUAAACUGAAUGAAUCAAGGUGAAAUUAGCUUUAGAAUUAUGUUGUUUGUUAUUACUGAUUUGUCGACACUACAAUAUAUCAAUAUAAAAUUGGGGUUUAAGUAAACUGUAAAUAUACUAAAAAUGAAAAUCCUCAUUCAUUUAAAGCCAUAUACAAACUGUAUUACAUAUGUAGACCUAAAUUAAUUGACAACUGACAUGCUUCUUGUCAUAUGGUUUUGUGAUUGUCCUGUCAUGUGAUAGCCCAUGUGGUUAUUUCCUGUCAUUUGUCAGCACUGGUGGUACUUAUCUUGUGAUUUUUAACAAAGAAGCAAACUUUAGUAUUAUAAACAAAGUACACAGUAAAAUAAUUAAGUUGUAAUUGAACAUUUAUUCCCCUGUUUAUUGUAUUUUCCUGCUCUUUAUGUAAUCUGAAGAUUUGUCCACAUAUACUUUCCAGAUUUAUAUCAGCAUGCUGAAUUUGUAUUUUCAAUUUAGAUUUAUAAUAAAAUGUUAUAUGUUUAUAA
Molecule: messenger RNA, 4344 nt
Organism: Mytilus californianus (California mussel)
Lineage: Eukaryota; Metazoa; Mollusca; Bivalvia; Mytilida; Mytilidae
Product: equilibrative nucleoside transporter 3-like
Exons: 13
Coding region: 215-1597 (460 amino acids)
Biological process (GO): nucleoside transmembrane transport
Cellular component (GO): plasma membrane
Molecular function (GO): nucleoside transmembrane transporter activity
Source: RefSeq, a predicted model, not a curated record